GACCAUCAUCUCCAACAGCAGGAAAUACUCCAACGGCACCUUCGAGGAGAUCAGCCACCUGGUCCGGGAGAUCGUCUCCCUGGCUGAGACCUGCUGUGCCGACGGCGCCGACGCCUCCUGCUACGACGCUGGGUCCUCGGCUCUGUCGGCCAAAUCCUGCGGCACAGACUCACCUUUCCCGGCACAUCCCGGCGUCGCCUCGUGCUGCGCCCACGCGGGGCUGGAGCGGAAGCUGUGCCUGGCUGCCCUGCAGCACCCACCGCAGCCACUGCCCCGCUACGUCCAACCCUCCGACCAGGAGCUCUGCCAGGAGUUCAGGAAGGACCCCAGGGAGUUUGCAGACAGGUUUCUGUACGAGUACUCCAGCAGCUACAGCCAGGCACCCCUGCCCGUGCUCCUGGGCUCCACCAGGACCUUCCUCUCCAUGGUCUCCACUUGCUGCAUCUCCCCUGCCCCCACCACCUGCUUCCUGAAGGAGAAACUGGAGAGGAAAACCCUCUCCCUCCUCACCCUGACCUCAAACCGGGUCUGCUCUCGCUUCUCGGCGUACGGGAAGGACAAAGCCACCUUCAGCUACUUGGCCUCACUGGCCCAGAAGGUUCCUGAUGUUUCCUUUGAGGACAUUUUCCCCCUG
Molecule: messenger RNA, 634 nt
Organism: Acanthisitta chloris (rifleman)
Lineage: Eukaryota; Metazoa; Chordata; Aves; Passeriformes; Acanthisittidae
Gene: GC
Product: group-specific component (vitamin D binding protein)
Exons: 5
Biological process (GO): vitamin transport
Cellular component (GO): blood microparticle; cytoplasm
Molecular function (GO): vitamin D binding; vitamin transmembrane transporter activity
Source: RefSeq, a predicted model, not a curated record